GAUCGUAAUGUAUGGCAACACUGUUCUACUGGUGUUAUUAUGAACAUUGAUUUGAUAAUUCAGUACUAUUCUUAGUAUAUUUACGUAAAUACUACGUUACAGUGCGAUUUUUUGUCGAUAACUAUCGAAAAAACGCUAAAAGUAAUAAAUAGAGAAAAAUCAAGAAGUAAUAAAAAUAAAUACCUGAAAAUUUUAAUCAAAACUGAAUUAGUAACAUCGAGAUGUUUAGCAAAAAAAUAAAGAAUAGUGUGAUGACGUUCGAAGAAAUUUGGAGCAUUGAGUUUGCUGUUUUCAAAUUAAUCGGAAUAUCAUUAAGCCAUGCUCUCGUCAGUGGAUAUUGUAAACCAAGUUUGUUAGAUUGGUUUAAAUUUAUUUCGGGAGUAUCCAUUUUAAACUUAUUUGUUUUUAUUUGUAUAAACACAUUGAAUGAUGUUAGGUUUGAUGAUAUUUAUCAUGCUGCUGAAGUUUUUUCGCUUAUUUUAUCAGUUUUACUAAGUAUAAUAAAGGCUUCAGCGCUAUGGAUCUGUCAAAGAAAUCUAUUAGAAAUUAUUAAAGAUUUCCACAAUCUUUGGAGCUAUUCUGAAACAAAAUUAACUUCAAAAAGUGACAUUAAUGGUUUUAUAAAAAGAUCUAAAAUAAUGAUAAAGUGUUAUUGUUAUGCAAUAGUUUCUCUUGGUUUUUCUUACGCUUUACGGCCGUAUUUUACAAUAUUGAUCCAUUAUGUGAAAAUAUUAUUCAAUGCAAGCAGUUACAUUAAUAAUUCGAUGACUAUUUUUCCAAUAAAAUAUCCAUUAGACUCCGACGCAAUGUAUAAAUAUAUUUUAUUGAUACUGUAUGAACAGUGGAUCGUAUACUAUGGGUUGAUAUUUUGGACAGCAUGUGAUAUUCUUUACAUUCAACUAAUCACCAAUCUUAGUAUAAAUCUGAUGGCAAUAAAAUUGAGUGAUUCUAUUUAUGGCUUGAAAUGGGAAGAUUACGACGUAAAACUAGUAAAAAUGUUGAUUAUGAUAAUGAUAAGAGCAAACAAACGGUUCAAAUUUUCUGCUUAUGGUGUGUUUGAUCUAAAUAGGCCGCAUAUGACUCAAUUUCCUAGGAAACUAAAAUACAAACAUUACUACUAUUGUCCGGUUAUUUCCCCAUGUCGUAUUUCGAUCGACCCUUCUUUGCAUAAGACUUAUCCACGGAAAAUGUUUAAGAGGAAAGUAAAAGAAAGUCAUGUCAAUGAAAUGUCUUUUAAAAAAAUUUGGACUCUAGAGAUAUUUUUUUUUAAUAGAAUAGGAAAAUCAUUACGUGAUGCAUUUAGUGAAGAGAAUUAUAAAGAAAAAUUAAUUGAAACUUUCUUUUUCUUCCUUGAUUUUUUUUUACACAGUUCAUUUAUUGUUAUUUCAUUAUAUACAUUGUUUGUUGUUGAGUGCGAUAUGCUUUUCCUUGCAGAAUUAAUUCCUCCAUUAUUCGGUGUGUCAAUAAUAGUAGUCAAGAGCGCAGCAUUGUGGCUUCAUAGACGCGAUUUAUUCACAGUUUUACGCGAUUUUUAUACACUAUGGAACUAUAAUAAAACAAAAACAGACUUACUCAAUAAAAUUAAUAAACUACUAACAACAUCUAAAAAAUUUCGUUAUUAUUAUAUGUCCACAAUCAUAAUGAGCACCGCGGCGUAUGCAUUGCGGCCUAUAAUCAUAGUCUCUACGUACUGGGCAAGCUUAUCAGAACAAUCAAAUAGCACAUUUGACUUUCCAAUUAUUGUUUAUCCACUGCAGUAUCCUUUUGAGUAUCAAACAAUCGCUCGGUACUCGUUAUUGAUAUUGUACGAAGAGUUGGUAAAUUACUCAGCUGCUUGUUGUUUGAUAUGUGAUGCUCUUUACAUCCAAUUAAUGACACAUAUCUCUAUUAACUUUCUGGUAAUUGAUUACUUUUUACAGCUAGUUGUUUUAGUUUUAGGAAUUACGGUUUUGGCUGAUGACUUUAAAAAUACAAGUCAAUGUAUUGACAAUGACGACAAUGAUAACAAACAGAUUAAAAAUAUGGUGAAAUUGGUUAAUAAACAUCGUCAUAUGUUAGUAAUAUGUAAAAAAAUUGAAUCUAUCUAUAAUCCUAUUGUGUUCUUUACGAUAAUAAUAAACGGACUGGAUCUAUGUUUCUGUGUCAUUGUUUUAGAUAAGGGAUUUUCAGACGGGAAUUGGGCUUUAGUAGCAAAGGGUUCCACCCUUACAGUCGCUAUUUUUGUACAGUUACUUAUAUACUGUAAUUUCUCACAUACAGCGUCAGAAAUGACUGCAAGUAUUGAAAACUCUAUUUAUGAUUCCGAGUGGGUCAAUAGUAGCGAGAAAUUGAAAAAAAUGAUUUUGAUGAUAAUGCAUGCAAGCAAAGGAUAUACGUUUACGGCGUACGGUGUUUUUGAUCUAAAUCGUGAGCAGUUAUCGGCGGUUAUCCAGACAACAAUGAGCUACUUCACCCUUUUGAGGAGUUUCACAUAAUUUUUAUAAUAUCCAAUUGGAAUGCUGUAACUAUCAAAGCCAUUGGAAUUGCAGUCUUAGAUUAUCUAAUUGUUGGAAUAUGGAAUUUAUCGUGAGAAAAAAUAUUUGUUCAUUGUUGAUUGACAAAUUAAUAUAUUUUAUAAUUACUAUCA
Cotesia glomerata is the source of this 2626-nucleotide messenger RNA. RefSeq lists its product as uncharacterized. The record is from RefSeq and is a predicted model, not a curated record. Gene Ontology annotation, molecular function: olfactory receptor activity; odorant binding. The transcript is spliced from 12 exons. The coding region runs from base 222 to 2474 and encodes 750 amino acids. NCBI's taxonomy places the organism in Eukaryota, Metazoa, Arthropoda, Insecta, Hymenoptera, Braconidae. Gene Ontology annotation, cellular component: plasma membrane. Gene Ontology annotation, biological process: sensory perception of smell; detection of chemical stimulus involved in sensory perception of smell.